AAGAUUAAAAUUGUUGGUCUUCGCAGUUAAAGUAAUGUUAUCUGAAUUCAUCUGUAAACAUCUGAAUCCAUUUUUCAUUAAUUUCUGAAUUCUAUUCUUUAAGACUCCAAUUUGAUGUGCUUGUACUCUAUAAGAGGUUAAAAAAAGUACACUUAUUUCCCUAUCCAUGACAGAAUAUGUCUUCUACCAUCAUGAAGGGUUCUUCACUGCUUUCUUUUGUUUUGUUCCAUAUAGUUUUAAGGGAAAAAUUGAUGUACCUUCUCCUCUUAUCUACUGGAUAGAAAAGAAUUAUGAUUUCCAUAUGAAAGAGUGAAUGGUGGUGUGCUUUAUACCUGCUAGUUGCUACGCUUCUAAAUUAAGGCGUCAUUGGUGCUCGAGUGUUUCUCCAACAAACAAACCAAGAGUGGUUUCUUUUGAUGCUUGUGAGGAAACUGUUUGAGAGUACUUUUCUAUUAAGGUGGUUAAUGAUCCCCCCAUCUAAUUUUGUUAAUGUUUUUCCUUGCUAAAUCAGGAGAACAUCAAGGAAAUCUGAGUUCAGAGUCAGAAACGCAUGAUUUCUUCAUUUUCAAUCUGAAGAAGUACCCAUGAAGCCUCAUUCCUUGAUUCUCAUGCUUAUGAUCUUUCUGUUCAUACUUCCUAUCUUUCCCCUUAUUGUUGCUGACCUGAAAUCUGAUACACAAGCCCUCCUUGAUUUUGCUGCUGCAAUUCCACAUGCUCGAAAACUCAAUUGGAAUUCUUCUACUCCAGUUUGCAGCUCUUGGGUUGGUGUAACUUGCAAUUUAAAUGGCUCCAGAGUGAUUGCCAUCCAUAUUCCAGCAGUUGGACUCCGUGGCUCCAUCCCAGCCCAUAGCAUAGGGAGGCUAGAUGCUCUUAAGGUCUUGAGCCUGCGAUCUAACUACCUAAAUGGAAAUCUUCCUCCUGAUAUCACCUCCAUUUCUUCCCUCCAAAGCUUAUACCUCCAACACAACAAUUUCUCCGGUCAGUUUCCUGCCUCUCUCUCCACUAAACUCAAUGCACUGGAUAUCUCCUUUAACUCCUUCUCAGGUAGUAUUCCACUCACAUUUCAGAAUCUGACACGACUCACAGUGCUAAACCUUCAAAACAACUCUAUUUCUGGAGCCAUCCCUAGACUGAACCUCCCAAAGCUCAAGCUUCUGAACGUGAGCUAUAACAAUUUAAAUGGCUCCAUUCCGUUUUCCCUCCAAAACUUUCCAUCCUCUUCAUUUGAGGGAAAUUCCCUACUAUGUGGCCCCCCUCUCAAGCAUUGCUCCACAAUCUCCCCGUCACCUUCACCUUCACCUUCACCUUCUUACUUGCCACCCUCAUCAACAAUCUCCCAAAACCAAAAGUCCAUUCCCAACAAGAAAUUUGGCCUUGGUUCUAUCAUUGUCAUGGCUGUUGGGGGCUCUGCAAUGCUUUUUCUACUAGUUCUAAUGAUCUUCAUAUGUUGUCUGAAAAGGACAGAUGAUGACGGCAAAGGUGUGUUAAAAGGGAAGGCCUCUCGUGGUGGGAGGAAUGAGAAGCCUAAGGAUUUUGGGAGUGGAGUGCAGGAAGCUGAGAAGAACAAACUGUUCUUCUUUGAGGGAUGCUCUUAUAACUUUGAUCUUGAGGAUUUAUUGAGGGCUUCAGCUGAAGUACUUGGGAAGGGAAGUUAUGGAACAGCUUAUAAAGCUGUUUUGGAUGAGGGAACUGUAGUGGUAGUGAAAAGGUUGAAGGAAGUUGUGGUUGGAAAGAAAGAGUUUGAACAACAGAUGGAAUUUUUAGGGAGGGUCGGACAGCACCCAAAUGUUGUUCCACUCCGUGCAUAUUACUUUUCCAAGGAUGAGAAGCUUUUGGUUUACAACUACAUGCCUGCCGGCAGCUUGUUUAUGCUCUUGCAUGGAAAUAGGGGUUCAGGAAGGACUCCGCUGGAUUGGGAUUCAAGAGUGAAGAUUUCCCUUGGAACCGCCAGGGGAAUUGCACACAUUCAUUCGGAGGGUGGUGCCAAGUGUAGCCAUGGCAACAUCAAGUCCUCCAAUGUCCUACUCACCAAUGACCUGGAUGGGUGCAUCUCCGAUGUUGGGUUGACUCCACUGAUGAACUUCCCUGCAACCUUGUCUCGAACCACCGGAUAUCGAGCUCCAGAGGUGGCCGAAACUCGUAAAAUAACACAGAAGUCUGAUGUAUACAGCUUUGGAGUUGUCCUUCUUGAAAUGCUGACAGGCAAAGUCCCACACCAAUAUCCAGGAGGGAACCAGCAUGAUGUGGUGGUUGAUCUCCCGAGAUGGGUGAAGUCUGUUGUCCGUGAGGAAUGGACAGCUGAGGUUUUUGACGUGGAGCUGCUGAGAUACCAAAAUGUUGAAGAGGAGAUGGUGCAGAUGCUUCAGAUUGCAUUAGCAUGUGUCACAAAACUGCCUGACAUGCGACCCCAAAUGGUUCAAGUUGUGAAAAUGAUGGAGGAAAUCAAGGACAAGAACCGCAUGUCUUCUGAAUCUGAGUCUACUGUGCAAACCCCAUGAACACACAAGUGGUUUGGUACUAUGUUAUGAGGAACUGAUAAGAAUCCACUUUUCUGCUACCGAUGAAUUAGACUUUACUAGAAUCUAUUUUCAUCUAAUAUGGAAGGCAAUUAUGCCAAAUUGCCAAAAGGCCUCUACUACUACUAGUAAGGACAAGGCUUUCCUGCUCUUGUGCAUUUAUGUUAGCACAUAUGAAUUAUGAUGGGACCCUGAUAUAACUUUCUAUUCUAGAUCUUGAAUAUUAUUUGUACUAAUUUAUUAGAACAAGAGUCAAGACUCGAAGAGGUCUCUUUUCCUGAUUUUUCAGAAAUAAAAAUGUUCUAUUUUGUGGGA
Molecule: messenger RNA, 2831 nt
Organism: Quercus robur (English oak)
Lineage: Eukaryota; Viridiplantae; Streptophyta; Magnoliopsida; Fagales; Fagaceae
Product: probable inactive receptor kinase At5g58300
Exons: 2
Coding region: 585-2498 (637 amino acids)
Biological process (GO): protein phosphorylation
Molecular function (GO): ATP binding; protein kinase activity; protein binding
Source: RefSeq, a predicted model, not a curated record